Messenger RNA from Acaromyces ingoldii, 1734 nucleotides. RefSeq lists its product as hypothetical. Gene Ontology annotation, cellular component: transcription factor TFIIIC complex. Lineage: Eukaryota; Fungi; Basidiomycota; Exobasidiomycetes; Exobasidiales; Cryptobasidiaceae. Bases 49 to 1686 code for a protein of 545 amino acids. The transcript is spliced from 8 exons. Gene Ontology annotation, biological process: transcription initiation at RNA polymerase III promoter. The record is from RefSeq and is a predicted model, not a curated record.
UGCAUUCGUAAACGUCGACGGCGUCUUGGGCCUGGCUUCACAAGCACGAUGGCCAUUGACGAGGCAGGUCCCUCCACGCAGUCGGGGCAGUCUGAACAAGCGAGUCAGAAGAAGCGCUUUGCGCCCUCGGCACUUCUUCCUCGUGCUCAGUACCUCGCCAUCGAGUAUCCGGGCGUGCUCAAGCCGCGUGCUGAUGAGGAGGACGACACGCUCGUCAAUGCACUCAAGACGCUUGCGCCUGGGCCGCCGGAGUUUGCCUCUCCGGUCGCGGCGCUCAAGCAUCUGGGCAGACUUGUGGACACUCAAAAGACGCUCCUCGAAUGCAGGCUGAGCUCGACGGCCAGCAGCGAGGAAGCCUAUCGACAUGCGCUACAGGGCGAAGUGCAGCCAUCACACAAUGUCGUACUCCGAGUCAAAAAACGGACGUGGAAGAGGAAGAAGUCGUCGGGGGCGGACGAUGUUUGUCGAGAGUACACCGUCUCGGCCUCCGGUGUUGUCCGUCACGUCGCCAAAUUCAAGACGAUGGCCGACUUUCUCUAUGACCCAGGGCUACGCCUUGACUCGUCUUCUGCUGGGCCAGAGCAGGGCAGUACGGCGCUCAAAUUUCUUCAAGAUGUAUGCAAAAUGGAUGCGAAUGCGCUUCUGGCAUUUGACCUGGAAGGCGAACGUGCAGACGCCAGUCGUCCCAUUGACAUGACGCCGCCGCCGCAAUUUGCUCGCAGGGACGCGCCUCUCAGCUACGGCUUUCGUCAGAAUCCGAGCUCGCAGCUGGUUGGGUACGGACCCGUGCAGAGCGAUGGAACCCAGGCGAUGCGCUUCGAGCAUCGUCUUCGAGACGCCAAUGUCUUUCCAGCACAGUUCAGUAUGGUCGGCAGAUCGGCUCGCAGCAAGGUACCGAUGGACUCCAAGACGGCCAACAAGGGAAAGGGCCGCGCUCUCGAUGAGCAAUUAGUGGCUGCUCUGAAGCAGCGCUUUGAGGAGAGGCCCAUGUGGACGAGGCCAGGCCUUCUUAACCAAUUCUCGCCAGCGGAUAGGCGAAUACUAUUCAACCAUAAGCAACACAUUGCCGAGUGCUGCUACGCUAUUACGAAUGGCUGCUGGCGAGACUGCCUGGUCAAGUUUGCCUAUGACCCGCGAAAGGACAAAGAAAGCAGGUUCUACCAGCGAAUGGGUUUUCAAGCAAAGACCAAGAGGCACGCUGCUCCGUUGGGCCAUGGACGAAAGCGGGCUUCUGCAGAGGUAGAAGAAGACGAAGGCGGGAGUCCACAUGGGGCAGCUAGAGCCGAUGGGCCAGAGGAAGGCGAUGCCGAUGCCCGCGCCGACAGCCACAUCUUUGAUGGUGUCACUCCUUUUCCCACGCUCAACAGCUUCAUGCUCAUUGAUAUCACAGACGAGAUUGCUCGGCCUUACAUCGAUGCGACCGGACCACAAGCGCUCAGGGACAAGCCCGACGAUGUCUCUGGCUGGUACACGGCUGAGCAGUGGGAGAAGAUCCGCACUGUCCUCCAGCUGCGAUUUCACUUUCUCGCCAACCAGGGCAUCCCGGCGCCCGCGGAGAAGUGUGCUGCUGCAGUCGCUCUGGUCGAGGCCAGGUUCCGAGACACUGGCUCCAAGGGGCGGCAAGAGUCUCAUGAAGCCGAUGAUGAUGAUGAUGACAUGUCUGAGCAGUCCGAAAAUGUACAGUAGACUAGCAUAAAGCACGCCUCAGCCGUGGCAACGGAGUCUGUGCAGACG